Harmonia axyridis is the source of this 1518-nucleotide messenger RNA. Its product is annotated as circadian clock-controlled protein daywake-like. The record is from RefSeq and is a predicted model, not a curated record. The transcript has 5 exons. Lineage: Eukaryota; Metazoa; Arthropoda; Insecta; Coleoptera; Coccinellidae. Bases 186 to 953 code for a protein of 255 amino acids.
UACCCUACCCUUACAUACAUACGAAGAGCAAUAUCUAGUAGGCUACUUUCGUAAUAAAAGUACUUGCACUCUCCAAUUGCGGUAACGAACCUGAGAAAUAUAGUAGGAAAAUACAUAUUCCUUAGAUUUGUCAACCGGUGCGGCUGUCCGCUGUCAAACAGUUGUAUUUUUUGCGCUCUUUCAAAAUGUACGUUAGAAACGAGAUAAUUUCAUUAUUUUUGUUUUUCUAUGUCGUUUCUUCGGAAAAUGUUACUCAGCAUCCAGACACACCCGAGUAUAUAAUUCCCUGCUACAAAUCAGAUCCUGAAUUGAAUAAAUGCGUCACAAAUACGUUCAAUCAUCUCAGGCCCUACUUAAUCAGUGGUAUAAAAGACAUCAACGUACCCAGUAUAGACCCUUUCAAGAUUGAAAGGAUCGUCAUAGAAAAUGGCCAAGGACCUUUCAGAAUAAGGGCUACUUUCUUCAAUGUUACAGCUGGGGGAGCUAGCAAUUAUUCCAUUCAAUCAGUGAAAGCAGAUGUGGACCGAUACACCAUUGAACUAGCAGUUAAAUUACCAAGAAUAGAAAUAAGAGGCAAAUAUGAUGUAAAUGGAAAUGUCCUCUUAUUUCCUGUUAGAUCCAAGGGCGAUUUCUGGGCAAUUUUCUUGGAUAUAGACGGAGCUGCUAAAAUUUACGGAAAAGAAGUGACCAAUAAAGAAGGAACAAGAUUCAUGAAGAUAGAUAAAAUGUUCGUUGACUUCAAAUUCAACAAAAGUAGAUUUAGGAUAAAGGACGUAAUAAACCAUGGGAAUGUGAUAGGGGAAGCUAUGAAUCAAUUUUUGAAUAACAACUCUGACGAGAUCAUCAAAGAGAUGAAGCCUGCUGCUACUACAGCAAUAGCCAAACAUUUCAAGUCCUUCUUGAACGCAGCUUUUCUUCGACUUCCAUUGAAAGUUUGGUUACCUGAUGCAUGAGAAAAAGGCAGUUGACUUUGCCUUGACACAACGACUGAUAUAGAGUGGUAGAAUAGAUUUAUGUACAUUUUAGUAUAAAGAUUAAGCUGAACACAAUCAACUUCGAUAUGGAGUUGGUACAACAGGAUAUAGAUUUCUACAGAGUAUAUAACAUGUAGUUCAUGUUAGUAUCUAGAUAAACAAAUUUUGCACGAAUUGUUAAGUAUAUUUUUAUUCGCAAAUAUAACUGAUAAAUUGCAAAUUAGCUUGCAGUAUCCUAUAGGAGAACCUAGAAAUGUGAUGAUUUUUAAGAAAAUUAUAUUAUGUAAAGAAUCUUUUAUUUUCGAAUGUUAUGUGGGUGUCAAUUAUUUUUUUUUGUGAGUCUUUUGAUAUCAUACAGUACUAUGACUUAUUACUUUCCAUAAUAACUCAAUACAUCUGUGCUGCGUUUGUGAAAAAUGAUAAGAAAUUGUUUUAGAACUGAAGUGAACUCGAAUGAUAUAUAUACUUCCAACAAUUUAUAACUCUCUUACACAUAAUAUUGAUACUGUACCAGUAAUCUAAUUCAAAAAGAAAAUUCAUUUCU